GUCUCACUCUGUGAUGUCCAUAUGCGUUGCCUGCAAGACUUUGCAUUAAAAGGCAGCAUCAAAAAAUCACUCUUUGGGGCGAGCAAUGGAACAAACAUUUUUCUUAUGUUAGCGUAUACUCUUCGUAGUGCGAACACCUUUUGUACCAUCGGUGAGAUGGAACAAAGCUGAAAAAUGCCGCAGUGUGUAUGCACGUAGCAGUUUCCUACGCCUUCUGCAUGUUUCGACUUCAUUACAUUUAGUACAUUUGAAGUACUGUGCGCCACGGUCUCGUGACGAAGAUUGAGUGAAAGCAGGACCGUUCUGACUGAACCAUUUAUUCAUUUUCUGCCAAUCCUACAACCGGCUUCUCCAAACCGACUGUUUUGCCGCAGCUCUAUCGUGCGUCCAGCUAUGUGCCACCGUUGCCCACAAAUCUGUGACGAUUGUCGACUGCACAUGCAUGUAACUGGUUUAAUUCAGGUGACUGAUGCGCAUUCCUAUCGCACUGGUUCUGGAGAAGGUUACAGAGCCUGCAUAUUUCACUCCAUCCGUAAGACCAUCCUCCAGUGACCCUUGGUUAACCGCUCGCGGUUUCGAACUCUUAAUGCCUUCUCCUGACAAGGGCCCAUAAAGAGAGUAAAGGCAUCGUGCAUCAGAUGAGUCCAAAAUAACCUCGUCUUACUGAAAACGAGCAAAUAAACGGAAUCUUUUCGUAUUAUUCUUCACUAAGCGCAACACACUAGAAAUGAAACUAACUUUGUACACGCUCUGGACAUCGCAGCGAGAGCGCAUGUUGCCUUCGAAUUCGCGCCCAGCGAGUGUCUUGACCUUCCACCGACCACCGGCUCUGAGGACAUCUCUACCCGCAAAAGCGGCGUUUUCAUUGGAUGGCGUCCCUCAUGACAGGGCGUCUUGAAAUCUGAAAAGGGGCAAAGCGCAUUUGUGAUAAAACAUUGAAAAACCGCGGAAAGCGUGCUUCAUUUGCGUAUGUCUUGAGGUAGCUUUGGUGGUGUCUGCUGUUUCUGUGGUGACACAUCAUCCUCACCGCUGGUGCCAUACCCUACAUCCAUGCAGUGUCCUUCGAGGUGUACGCAGUUACGCAUGUUUUUGUAUAGGAGAAUCUCUUCAAACUAUACCAAUUUGUAGCCCCGAUGGCCGGCCAGACGUUUCCAGCAGUAUAUCUGACCCUCAUGAUCGGCACCUUACUAUUAUCGUGUGCCGCGUCUGAAACAAAGGAGCCCACAGCUGGUACCGAGUUCACUGCCGCUAUCCCGAAAGGGGGACUCGAGAAGAAUGUGGAAGAAAUAUUUUCUCUCGGUCCAUCUUGCACGCUGCGGGUCAUCGACGAAACCGGCAAAGCUAUCUACCAGCCUGAAACAAGCACGAAUUCAGAUGGAACUUUGACGGAACCGUACAGUGCCGCGUAUCAAUAUGUGAAUGGAGCGUGCGAUUUCACUAAGACAAUCGAAUUCAAGGAAGCUUUUCCAGGGUACAAGGCGAAAUUAUGGAUUCGGGAAGAGCAGGAAUCUUGGGGGCGAAACCGUGAAUCCGCGGGAAAAGCUGUAAAAUACACGUUUAGAAAUCCUCCCGCAGAGUACUUGAGUGGAGGGCUGAGUUUUUGUGUCCGGUUUAAAACGGUCCUAACGGCUGUCUCGGAUUCGGAAACCCGCCCGCCGACUCCUCCGACGUCUACUCCAAACGAUACAGAAAGUCCAGAAUCCAAUGAUCAGCCAGAAAGUGACGGGACCCAUCAGGGGUCUGGAGAUACAGGUGCUGAGCCCCCUGCUUCAGAUAAUGGUUCAGAUUCCCUUGGGCAGGGGUCAGCGUCUUCUCAGGGCGGCGUAGGAACUGAGCCAACAGACGGUUUGGGAGGGUCUGAUACUCAAGGGAAUCCUUCCGAUUCCGAGGUCCAUGCAGAUACGCCGACAAGCCCUUCAGGGCCAAAAGUCCCUGCAGUGAACCAAACACAGGGAAACAAUCUUUCUACGUCUUCAGAAGCCCCAGGAGGCUCUGUCGGUGGAAACGGUGAUAAGGGACACCUGAGUGGUGGCACUGAUGGCGUUAGUGGCAAACUCUCGAGGCGCCUCAGUGAGGCUGCCCCAGUGAAAGAUGCAUUCUUGACUGUUGUAGUGCACUCCGGGUCACGGAACUUCCUGAGUGGAUUGAGUUCGCUAUCAAUCUUCCUUGUGGCCGUGGGAACAACACUGUUGCCAGUUUCGUAAAUGUGUAUGCGUGUCAACAAACGGGGUGGAGAGAAAGAGACGCGGCAAGCACGGAAUGGAUGUUGUACUGUGUUGGUCGUUGCAGGGAAAACGGAGGGCAAUCAAGGGUGGUGGUCACGUUGCAGGAUUGCGUGACUGAAAGCAAUCUGGUGUUGUACGUGACACGUUUCUGCUGGCCGCGCGUGUUAUGCUCUCUUCGUCUUUUAGUGAAAGGCGUGCGGUUGCUACAAAACAGUAGAAUUGCCGGUUCGCAGAUGCUUCGCGCGUCUUGAUGUUUUACUCCGAGGGAUGCAGCAGAGGGCAUUUCUACGGCAUAAUUCUCUUAUUAAUGGAGGCUGAUUUCGGGGACUCCCGAGCACACUAUACAGACAUCGAUGUAGAUUGAAUACGUGCCUGCGCCGUUUUACAACCGCAUCCCACGUGGACAUCACGAACGCGGGAGGACAUCAGCACGUUCUUAACGUAAUCUGGUGCGUUGGUCAGUCAGCUAUUAUUCUGACUUUAUCUGGUAAGCGUUGUCAGAGAGAAAUGCACAUGUCAAGUGAACAUCCACUGUGCCGUAGCUGUUGCUAGAUGAUGUGACAGGACAAAAGCUGCAGUGACUGACGGCAGCCCUCAGCGCCUCGGGAAGUCCACCCGCAGGCCGAAUUAUGAUUCGGUACCAACGCUGAGGCAUUGGCAUUGCAAACGCUGGCAGAACACACGUGACCACAGGCUGCUCGCCUCGACGCCUCUGUGCAGCCUAUGCGUCAAUCGUUUUUUCGGCAAGAACCUCUACGUUCCCUAUGAGCCAUCAUUCGUCUAUCUUUGAGCUCAUGUCGGCUUUGUGCCAACACCAAUUCUGCCACAGAC
Toxoplasma gondii ME49 is the source of this 3056-nucleotide messenger RNA. Its product is annotated as Toxoplasma gondii family A protein. NCBI's taxonomy places the organism in Eukaryota, Apicomplexa, Conoidasida, Eucoccidiorida, Sarcocystidae. The coding region runs from base 1134 to 2204 and encodes 356 amino acids. The transcript has a single exon. The record is from RefSeq and is a predicted model, not a curated record.